Messenger RNA from Trichomonas vaginalis G3, 1542 nucleotides. RefSeq names its product RNA polymerase II transcription regulator recruiting protein. Bases 1 to 1542 code for a protein of 513 amino acids. Lineage: Eukaryota; Parabasalia; Trichomonadida; Trichomonadidae. The transcript has a single exon. The record is from RefSeq and is a predicted model, not a curated record.
AUGGUGGAAGCGAUUCUUGAUGUCGGGCUAUCAGAAUUAGAAAACACUGGUGAAACAAUGCCCGAGGCAACCAAGAGCGCUGUGGUAACCCUCCUUUUAGGCUUUCUCCAAAGGAAAAUUACGUACGAAGAAGCAUCUUAUCAAAUGCAAUCAAUGAUAGGAAAUUGUUCGCCUUUGGAUAAGCUGAAUGCUAUAGUUAACCAACCUGAUGAGCCAAUCCCACAAGCAGCAAGUCCUCAAGAUUCAAAUAGAUCCAAGAGUAGACCUUGGACUCCUUACGAGGACCAAAGGCUUUUAGCAGGUAUAUAUAAAUUUGGUCCAGAUCAAUGGAAUAGCAUUGCAAAUUACGUAGGAAACGGUAGAACCCGCGCUCAAUGUAGCCAAAGAUGGCAACGCGGCAUCAAUCCAAAAAUAUCUAAAAGCGCAUGGAAUCCAGAAGAAGAAGCAAAAUUACUUAGCCUUGUUGCUAAGCACGACAAAAGUUGGAAAUUAAUCAGCGAUGAACUUGGAAAUAGAAGCGAUGUCCAGUGUCGUUAUAAAUACGUACAGCUUAAGAAACACCCUAACAUGUCUGAACAAGUCGAAAAUUCAAUGAGGGGGUCAAAACAAUGGCAAAGUCCCAUGUCAGAUCAAAUGGGCCAAAUGGCUGCUCAGCAAAGCAUGAUGAAACAAAUGGGCGUUAAUCAAAACCAAUUGAACCAACAGAUGCAGAUGACUCAAGCUAAUAUGCAACAAUACAUGCAGAAUUCUCAACAGAAAUCAAUGGAUCAAAUGCCUAUGCAACAGAUGUCAAAUCAGAUGCAACAACUUUCCAAUAUGUUGAUGCAACAAGGUGGAUUGAAUCAAAUGCAAGGCCAGAAUCCUUUCUCAAUGAAUCCAAUGCAACAGAUGCAAUUCCAAAUGCCUAUGCAACAAAAUACAAAGAUGAACCAUCAGACGAAACCUAAAAAACCUCGAAAUACAAAAAAUCAUAACGCCCAAGCAGGUGGAGCCUCCAAUAGUAAGCAAAAUGCAAUGCAGAACCAUAUGAUGCAACAGCAACAGCCUCAGCAGCCACAACAAUCUCCAAUUCAACAAUCAAUGCAAAACCAAAUGAACCAAACAAUGUCAAUGCAGCAGCUACAGAACCAGAUACAAAACCAAAUUCAGCAACAACUACAAAGUUUGAACCAGCAGAACUCACAAAAUUCUUAUUCCGCCAUGAAUCAGCAGAAUAUGAAUCAACAAAUGCAGCAACCACCUCAGCAACAAUUCCAACAGCCACAGAUGUCACAGCAAUCGAAUUACAAUACUCCAAUGCAGCAAAAUUCUCCUUCUCAGUACCAACAAACAAAUCAACAGCAAUUCCAGCCACAACCGACCCAAAAUCAGUACCAGCAGCAGAUGCAACAAAUGCAGCAACAGAUACAGACACCUACGAUGACACAAAUGAGCUCUACUUCGCCAAUGCCUACACAAGCACAAAGCGCUUUCGAUACAGCGUAUUUCGAAUUGGAAUUGGCAAUACCUACUAUAGAUGCAAACUGGUUUUCGGAAUAUUGA